Molecule: messenger RNA, 1463 nt
Organism: Daldinia vernicosa
Lineage: Eukaryota; Fungi; Ascomycota; Sordariomycetes; Xylariales; Hypoxylaceae
Exons: 2
Coding region: 317-1363 (348 amino acids)
Source: RefSeq, a predicted model, not a curated record
CAAACCUUAUUUGGUUGAUCGCUUUGCCGCUUUUGAAUCGUAGACAAUUAGACUUGGCUUUUUUUCUUCUUGUGAUUUUGACUUGAAUCGCGUCUGAUGCCUCGAAUAGGCUCAGCCCCUAAUUUAACUUAACUGCUGUCUGUGGAGACAACGGCAUAGACAACAGUUUUGUGCCUCGAAAUACUGGCUAGUUAUAUUGAUCAUAAACAAGACGAUCAGGUCUUAAACGAGUCUCCUAAUUCUCCUCCGCCUGAUUCUGGGGUUGAAAUAAAUACAUGAAUCCCCUGGCUAUUCAAGUGCAAAACGACCUCGCAAAAUGGCCUCAGAAUCAAACAGAAUGCAUAUACGUGCUAGGUGGACUGCAAACCUAACCGCCGUGUAUAUGGAGAAGUUGGCAGCCCUUACUAAUGAGGGUCUAUUCGCUAUGGAUAGGCCUCAGACGUGGGCUCCAGCCUGGCCUCGUUUAGUCGAGGUUAUGCAAAAGGCUGAUCCUACAAGGCCUUGGUCAUGCGAAUUGAUGAAAUGUAAACGAAAACUUGAACGAAAGCGUUAUCUCCAAUACCAGGCCUUGAUUAACGACUAUACGAGCGGCGACGGCGAAGACGAUAACGGGUGCCGCGUCGUAUCUGAUCAACAAUGGGCCUCGUUUUUACGAGAACAUCCCACGGGAAAGUGGCUACGUGUAAAGCCUCUUGGUAAUAAGGAGAUAUACGCACAAGCGUUCCCGUCUGAUAAAUCUACUGACAGUUUUAUCGUCGAGGCAGGCGAAGAGUAUACGCUUUUAGUUCGACAUGCUAAGGGUAAAGAUAGCGAUGAUCAUAUCGAUACUAUCGGCCCUGAAAGCCGGUCAAUAGGCGCCAGUUUAGGUGACGACUCUCAUCCAUUCAGCUCUCAGGCAUCAACUACGUCAUUUGAUUCUUCUCCUACUCCAUCACUCACUCCCAGGUCAUCUCAAAAGAGAAAACGUACGUACGAUCCGGACCUAAUCUCGUCUAUUUCCGACGAUUCCGACGAAGAGGCCUCGCCGUUGCUUAGAAAAAGGGCUGUUGAAAGUUACCUAUUGCGCAAGGCUCUUACUAAUCGCCAGGCUAAUAAUAAAAAGCCAAAACCACUGGAUUUAGAGGGAUUUGAAAAGGCAUUCAUUCAAGGGAGCUAUCAGAUGGGGCGGUCGCAAGGCGCUGACGAUGUUGAAAAAGCUGUCAAAUACUUUGACAAAAACCUGGCUAGCGAUAUCCCUUCUAAUCAAUUUGUUAUAGCCCUGGAUGUAUUAGAACAAGGGCGACGGGCUGUUGUUUUCAAUGCCUUGGAUUCAAAGGAGGAUAAGUUACGGUAUCUCAAGGGUCUACUCGAGAAAGCUGCGUAAUUUCGAGGGUUAUAUUAGUGAUACGAUACUACUAUGUAGUAAACAUCGAGAUUAUAAGGGAUUCAUAAAUAGCUAUGAAUUAACACCACUAUCUACUAUA